Molecule: messenger RNA, 1706 nt
Organism: Poecilia latipinna (sailfin molly)
Lineage: Eukaryota; Metazoa; Chordata; Actinopteri; Cyprinodontiformes; Poeciliidae
Gene: alg5
Product: ALG5 dolichyl-phosphate beta-glucosyltransferase
Exons: 10
Coding region: 286-1254 (322 amino acids)
Biological process (GO): protein N-linked glycosylation
Cellular component (GO): endoplasmic reticulum membrane
Source: RefSeq, a predicted model, not a curated record
CUUGUCUCAAACUGAUGAUGUGUCGAGAAGCAACAGUGACUUCCGUGUCGCCGCUGUGUACAGUUGUGAUUGGAAGCAGAGUUCAUCUGUCCACAGAACAAUGGACGUAUGACGGGUUGUUCAUCAUUUUCACUGUAAACGAGUUAUUGUAAGCUUGCGUUUUCAUGUAGGUAGGUUGAAACUGGAGCACCGGCUGCAAGGUUUCAAUUCAAAUAUCAAGGAAACAAGCUAGCCUUUCAGCUAGCCACCUGGGCAGGUGGUCUGUUAAAGGCUGUUUUAAGGAAAAUGGAUAUCCUCUGUGAUAUAGUCCAAGCUCUUUUUGCUUUGGCAGCUCUCGGUUUGAUUGUGGUGCUUGUAGUCGCACAUCUGACUGCAGGGAUGGUGAACCUGACUCGCCACGAGAAGGAGAAAUACUUCCUCACAGCCACAGGAGAGCGCAAACCCUUCCCGAGUCUGCAUGAUCCAUUUUCCAGAGAGCUUUCUGUGGUGAUACCUGCCUACAACGAGGAGCUCCGAAUGCCUGUGAUGCUUGAUGAAGCAAUGCAGUACUUGGAAAAUAGACAAAAACAAAACCCCACUUUCACCUAUGAGGUCAUUGUGGUCGAUGAUGGCAGCAGAGACAAAACCACAGAGGUUGCGUUGCGUUACACCAACAAAUACAGUGCAGAUAAAGUGAGGGUCCUGACGCUGGUGAAGAACAGGGGGAAAGGAGGAGCUGUGAGAAUGGGAACUCUGAGCUCCAGAGGGAAACUCAUACUGAUGGCAGAUGCUGAUGGAGCCACAAAGUUUUCUGAUCUUGACAAAGUGGAGGCUGGACUGAAAGACGUCAUCACUGGACCAGAGAACCUGGCCAUUUCGUGUGGCUCCAGAGCUCACCUAGAAAAAGACUCUGUAGCUCAGCGAUCUGUGUUUCGUACGUUCCUAAUGUAUGGCUUCCACUUCCUGGUGUGGUUCCUCUGUGUGAGGGGAAUCAAAGACACACAAUGUGGCUUCAAGCUUUUCACGCGGGAAGCUGCUCUCGAGACCUUCUCCUCUCUCCAUGUCGAGCGAUGGGCUUUUGACGUGGAGCUCCUGUACAUUGCCCAGUGUUUUAAAAUCCCCAUAGCAGAAGUGGCGGUGAACUGGACAGAAAUAGAAGGGUCCAAACUGGUCCCAUUUUGGAGCUGGCUGCAGAUGGGACGGGAUCUGAUUUUCAUUCGCCUACGCUACAUCACCGGAGCCUGGAAACUGCAUUCGCCACAUAAGACUGAUUAGCCAAAAGGACAAGCCGUUGUGUCACAGAGACAACCUGUUAUAGGACCAUGGAGCCUUACAGUGAGCAUUGGGGGGGCGAGUUCUGUGUCUGUUGUUCAACUUAAUCAUCAGAAAAAGCAAAGCUUAAAUCAAUUUUCCAUCCAAACAUUAUUGGAAAUGAGAUAAUGACACAGUUGUGGAUUCCUGGUGGUUCUGCCUUUUUAUAUGGAUGCUGGCUUUUCAUUGGCCGUUGUUACACAUGCGUUUCUGUUGCCACGGUAAACAGGAUGUCUGACUGAUCCUGUACUGAUGUCUCCUGAUGUUUAUAUUGUCCUCAAUCAGCGGAGAAUGUAAGAGUUGCAUGUAGAAAUGUGUGAAGGACCUGAUCAUGUGGAGUGUGUGUCAAAAUAACAAAUGUGGUUGAUAGGCUGAAUGACUUGAAACAUAAUUAAACAGAAAAUAACAGAACAGAG